AUGGGAGAGGCCGACGACGGUAACAGAGGUUAUGAGUUGGGUUUAGCCGGAUAUUACCGAAGAUUCAUUAAAAGAUUUUCUCAAAUCGCAUUACCAAUGACUAAGUUAACCUGGAAGGAGGUACCGUUUGUGUGGACGGUAGAGUAUGAAGAGAGCUUUCAAGCUUUGAAGGAGAAAUUAACUUCAGCACCUAUUUUGAUUUUGCCAGAACCGCACGAACCGUUUGAAGUGCACUGUGAUGCUUCGUUGAAAGGUUUGGGUUGUGUGUUAUUGCAACACCGGAACGUAGUGGCUUAUGCAUCGCGUCAGCUAAGACCUCAUGAGAUGAAUUACCCAACUCAUGACUUGGAAUUAGCGGCGAUUGUAUUUGCGUUGAAAGUUUGGAGGCACUACUUGUACGGAGUGGGGUUUCGGAGUGGGGUAAACAUUGUGGUGGAUGCAAUGAGUCAAAAGUUGUUGAUGAUAGCUUGGAUGAGGAUUAAAGAGGAGGAGUUAGUGGACAAGUUUGCAUACCUCAAGUUGGAUAUUGGUGAAGUUGUCGGGAUAGCUUGUUUGAAUCAGUUACAAAUUUCUAGUACGUUUAAGUCAGAAAUUCAGAGGUCUCAGCAAAUGAACAAGAACUUCAGAGAUUGUUCCAACCAAUUGGUAAGGAGAGGCAUGGAUAGUUUACUAAUUAAGGACAAUGAAGGGUUAUGGAGGCAUAAGGAGAGGAUUUGCGUGCUGGAUGUCGGAAAUUUGAGACAAGAAUUGUUGUUGGAAGCUCAUAGUGGCGGAUUCUCCAUUCAUCCAGGUAGUACGAAGAUGCAUCAUGAUUUGAAGAAGAUGUUCUGGUGGCUUGGGAUGAAGAGUGAUGUAGCCACACCUGAACUGGAGAGGUUGUACAUCAAGGAGAUUGUAAGGUUGCACGGGGUUCCAUCGAGUAUAAUGUCGGACCGUGACCCCGAUUCACAUCGAGGUUUUAAGGAGCUUUUCAAAGAGCUUUUGAUACGAGGCUAUGUCUCAACACAACAUAUCAUCUGCAAAUGGAUGGAUAGUCAGAACGCACUAUUCAGAUGUUGGAGGAUAUGCUAA
Molecule: messenger RNA, 1071 nt
Organism: Arachis ipaensis
Lineage: Eukaryota; Viridiplantae; Streptophyta; Magnoliopsida; Fabales; Fabaceae
Source: RefSeq, a predicted model, not a curated record